AUCCAAGCGCGCAGUCGUUCGUGGAGCAAAGAACGCAGAAUAGGUGAAGCCAUGAGCGGUGACGGUGGUAGCGGCAAGGUGGGAUCUGUAGUGGAAGUGGUGGAUUCGGAGGCGAUGGUCGAGGUAGACCUGGAGGAAGGCAGGGCGGUGGCCGACAGGGUCAUCGAGGAUGAGGCCACCCAUGCUGCCACCAAAGAGGAGGAGAUGGAGGUAUAACCGGACGGACGGGGGGGCGAAGGGACAGACUGCACUCGAUGGAUCUCUGCCCUGCUGAUGUGCGCUGCGUCUGUGUGUGUGCAGCCUUCGCACGAGAUAGGUCGUGGUCCGAGUUACUACCGCAAGGACGACGUGCCCCUCACGUGCGUCGUUGCCAGCUUCUGGCUCAGCUUCAUCUUCCCCAUCGCUGGUCAGACACACACACACACACACACGCGCACACACGCACACACGCACACAAAGGGCUUCGAAUGCAGCAACGCAUCAUCCGUGUGUGUGUCUGUGCGUGCAGGUUGCAUAGGAUUCUGCCACAACGUGACGGCGCCCGAGACGAGCGCCCGCAAGAUGUGGGCGCGACGGGCGGUGCUGAUCGGGUCCAUCCUGUCGUUUGUGUACCUGCUCGUCAUCGCCUCUGCCAUCGGCUCCUCGCAGCAUGAGAACCACGUUGACAACUUCGUCAAUGCGGAAUAGCUGGGGCGUGCAUGAGAUGAGGCUGGUGCAACGGAGUGGGCCACUUUCUCGUGAGGGGGUGGAUGCGAUGCCUGGCGAUUGGUCGUUUUUGAUGUCAGUCGGGCUCCCUGUGGACACGUGUGUGUGUGGUUUUAUCCAUCUGCGUGUGUGUAGUGGAUGUGUCCGUGUGUUCUGUGGCCAUCUUUUUGCCUGGCGCACUGAGCGAAGAUGAUGCGUCUCUCUCUCUCUC
Messenger RNA from Vitrella brassicaformis, 916 nucleotides. Lineage: Eukaryota; Vitrellaceae. The record is from the annotation of a GenBank genome assembly.